Molecule: messenger RNA, 4443 nt
Organism: Xyrauchen texanus (razorback sucker)
Lineage: Eukaryota; Metazoa; Chordata; Actinopteri; Cypriniformes; Catostomidae
Product: apoptosis-stimulating of p53 protein 1-like
Exons: 19
Coding region: 121-3504 (1127 amino acids)
Biological process (GO): regulation of apoptotic process
Cellular component (GO): nucleus
Molecular function (GO): p53 binding
Source: RefSeq, a predicted model, not a curated record
UUCAGACAGACAGACAGUCAGGCACCUAGAGACAGACCGAGUAAACCUCAAAGGCAGCAGGCAGCUCCCCAGCUCCUGGGCUGCCGGCUCCUCCACUCCUGCUCAAACCUAAAAAGUUCCAUGAGGAGGUUCAUCAACAUGGUGCUACGCAGCCUGGUCAGCACUUCUAAGGGCAGGUCCUGGCUGCAGAAGAGAUCAGGGACGCAGGGAAAAGAGGAGGGGAAACUGAAGGCGCCACACAGGGCAACUAAGCUGAUUCUGACAGUUUUCCUAAGUGAUAAUCAGCAGCUGCUGACCGAGGUGCCCAUCACUCCAGAGACGCUCUGCAAGGAUGUGGUGGAAUUUUGUAAGGAGGCUGGAGAGAGCGGCUGCCAACUUACUGAGGUGUGGAGAGGCAAAGAAAGGGCAAUCCCUUUUGAUCAGCUGAUGUUCGAACACCUACAGAAAUGGGGUCAGAGGCGACAGGAAGUGAAGUUCUUCUUGCGUCACGAGGAGUCUCCUGUCACAAACACUAGUCAAGGGAGUCAGACUUCCGAGCAGGACAACAAGAAGAGCAGAGGGAACGCGGACAAACCCUGCGAGAAUGGGGUGGGUAAUCCACGUGUGGAGUUGACACUAUCAGAGCUGCAGGAGAUGGCAAUGCGACAGCAGCAGCAGAUCGAAGCACAGCAGCAGAUUCUGAUAGCUAAGCUCUCCAAUGUGCGCAGUGAGGAGCAGCGCUUGCGGUAUCUAAAGCAGCAGGAUCCCCAUCAGAGCCACUCAGUGUCCGAUAGCGAGAAGCUCCAGAAGUUGAGAGAAAGGGUGGACAGUCAGGAAGCCAAACUAAAGAAGGUCCGUGCCAUGAGGGGCCAAGUGGACUACAGCAAACUCAUCAACGGCAACCUCUCUGCAGAAAUUGAGCAUGUUAGCAGCCUGUUCCAGGAAAAGCAGGCAGAGCUACAGUCGGCCAUGCAAAAGGUGGAUCAUCUCACGCAGCAGCUAGAUGAUCUGCGACGGGGGCGUCUGAACGGGCUGCAGCCUCUGGGGGGACCGAUGACCUGCAAUGCUGCGCUGGAACUACGUAAACUCUACCAAGAACUGCAAAUCCGAAACAAGCUAAAUCAGGAACAGAACAGCAAGCUACAGCAACACAAAGACAUGCUUAAUAAGCGUAACAUGGAGGUGACCAUGAUGGACAAGCGUAUCGGGGACCUCAGAGAGCGUCUCUACAAGAAAAAAGCAGAGCUUGGCCGAAUGAGUGGCCCACCCUCCCCUCAGCCCUCCUCAGGCAGCUCUGGCCGGGUGGCAGCAGUCUGUCCCUACAUCCAGGUCCCGAUGCCUGGGCGACAAGAAGGAGGCUACAAUUUACCUCCCGAUCCCCUAAAGCCACAGUCACUCUCUGCUCCUUCAACAAUCAACCAUGCUCGGUCCAAGUCAGACGAAGACAGGGUGAGGAUGCCUGCUGGCCCAUGGAAGGUCUCAGACUUAGACAUCAUAGUGGACCCUCUGGUGCCAUUCUCAGACUCUAGAGAGGGGCCCGAGGCCCCCACAGACUCCAACUUUACCACUACUAAUGAUGCAAACUGGCCCUCCUUCAGCAAUAGCAGGGUUCUUCUGAAACCCCCAGACUGGAAGGACACAAGACAAGAUCACACCAGUAAGAUGGGUACCUCAGACAAGGAAGCCCCUAAGUUGUUGGGGACAGUAACAGCAUUGUCUAAACAGCCUCCACCCAUCUAUGGAACCUAUCCCAGUGCAGGCCAUCACUCCAUAGUCUGUGCCACUAGCUCUUUGCCCCGCUCUGCUCCUGGUACCUUAGCCUGGCAGAGAGCAGGUUCCCCCUCACAGCAGAUCCAACAGCGAAUAACAGUGCCGCCCAGCCCCACGCCCGGGUCAGCUCUCUUUCCUCAGGGUGAGAGGAGAGAGCCUCCUCUGGCUGUGGCGGUGCAUCCCUUUAUUCCAGACAGAGGGUCUCGGCCUCAGUCUCCAAGGAGAGGCCCUGCCACUAUGAACUCCAGUUCCAUUUACAACAUGUACCUGCAGCAGUCUACUGCCAAAAACUACUCCAGUAGUAGCAAGGCUGCUGUCAAAGCAGUAUACGGAAAACCACUCCUACCGGGCUCCACCUCUCCGUCCCCAGUUCCCCCCUACCAGUCCUCCAGAGAUGAAGUGGACAGGGAAGCUGACCAAGAGAGUGCUCCCCUCCAUCCACCCAUUGUGGAUAACAUCCCUCGCCCUCUAAGCCCAACCAAACUGACCCCUGUGGCCCACUCUCCUCUCCGUUACCAAAGUGACAUAGACCUAGAGGUGCUGAGAAGGAAAUUAGCCAAUGCUCCUCGACCAUUGAAGAAGCGAAGCUCCAUCACAGAGCCAGAAGGACCCAGUGGGCCUAACAUUCAGAAGCUUUUAUAUCAGCGCUUCAACACCCUUGCAGGGGGUAUUGAGGGUGGAGUGAGUGGUACACCUUUCUACCAGCCUGACAGUCCUCUUAGCUACAUGGCCACAGUCCUGGGUGAUGUGGACACUGCCAAUGGAAACCAGAAGGAGUUGAACAUGUUAGCUGGACCUUCAGCAGAGACUAACAUCCCAGACACUCCUACCACCUCUUCUGCAUCACCAACAGCAAAUGCCAAUGAAAACCAGCUGACGCAUACAUCCACAGAAUCAGCGGGAACUCAGUCUGCUGAUGCCUUAGGCCCUUCAAUUAAGGACACCCCUGAGGACAAUCAUAACAACAACCACACCAGUGUUACAGGCACACAACAUAGCUCAGUACCAGAGGCCCACUCUCCUGCAGAGCAGGACACCACAACACAGUCAGACACUUCUCCAUGUGUGUCUAUGGUCAAGCGCACCAACCUGAAGAAGCCGGGAUCUGAGCGGACAGGACACGGCCUGAGAGUAAAGUUCAAUCCUCUUGCACUGCUUUUGGAUGCAUCUCUUGAGGGCGAAUUUGACUUGGUGCAAAGGAUUAUCUAUGAGGUGGAUAAUCCCAGCACUCCAAAUGAUGAGGGUAUCACCCCCCUCCAUAACGCAGUUUGUGCAGGUCACCACCAUAUUGUGAAGUUCCUGCUGGACUUUGGGGUCAAUGUCAAUGCAGCAGACAGUGACGGAUGGACCCCUCUGCACUGCGCAGCCUCAUGCAACAAUGUUCAUCUCUGCAAGCUGCUAGUGGAGUCUGGAGCUGCCAUUUUUGCCACUACAAUUAGUGACGUAGAGACUGCAGCAGACAAGUGUGAGGAGAUGGAGGAGGGCUACAUCCAGUGCUCACAGUUUCUAUAUGGUGUGCAGGAGAAGCUGGGCGUAAUGAAUAAAGGAAUGGUUUAUGCACUGUGGGACUAUGAGGCUCAGAGUACAGAUGAGCUGUCCUUCCAUGAGGGCGACCCUCUCACCGUGAUGAGCCGUAGAGAUGACUGUGAGACCGAGUGGUGGUGGGCCAAGUUUAAUGACAAGGAGGGCUAUGUACCUCGCAACUUAUUAGGGCUGUAUCCUAGGAUCAAACCCAGGCAACGUUCCUUGGCAUAGGUGGCCAAAAGAGACAGAGCUAGCUCCUAUAACAGCACUUGGCAUGAAGCUGUGGGUUGGCACUCUGACCUGUCUUGACCAUCACAACACAGAUCCUACAAGGUGACAAGAUGAUGGAGCACGUCUGGAGCCGGACAAGAUGGUUACCCAAGAGUGGGGAAAUCAGCAGUCUUCCAUUUGCAUCCCAGAUUUUAUUCAUCACUUUGAUGUGAUGUUUUUGCAGUGUCCCUCUUACCCAUAUCUCUGUUGAGGAACAUGUUAGCUUUUCUAUCCUUUCACACAGUGUAAACCUCCUGAGUAUGUGGGUGCAUGUCAGCUGGAUGUGACUUUCAAAGUGCGACGUGAAUGUGAUGAAAACAGUUGGCGGCAGACUGUGCGAUCUAGGAUUCCAUUUUUCAUUGGGAUUCAAGUUGAAAAGGAAACUGUAGGAACUGAUGUUUCAUUUACCAUGGUUAGGAAGUGGCUGAUUCAGGGAAAAGGAAGGAAGGUGCUAGAAAGUGUUAAAAAGAGGCAUUGAGGCUGGUCAAGCUGCAAUUGGAUAAUAAGGAAGUGGUCUAGAAUGAAAACGUGUAUAUUUUUGUAUGUGGAGGAUAUUUUUGGGUCUGAGGAGAUUACAUUUUGUUGUUGUGUGUGAGAAAUUGAGUUUUAAGAGGAUGCAUAAAGAAAAGUGAUGACAAAAAACUAUUGUAGAGGUGUUUUUUUUCCAUCAACCAGGGGAUAUUGACAACAUAUCACAUGGAUCUGUAUUCCUAAACUUAAUUUAAGUUAGGCUUUAUUUUUUUAUGCUACAUAAACGUUUCCCAUUUUAAGGAUUGUUUAUUUAGUGAAUAUAAAAUGAAAUACUUAAAAAAGCUUGAUACAAUAUGGCUGUCAAACAGGCAGGCAAGAGACAUUUAUGCGAAAUGCCAUGUAUAUGUGCUCAAUAAAAUUUCCGUAUUG